AUGCCAAGCUAUCGACAAGCGCCGCAUAAGUUCGAAGGCAACGAAGCCGACCUACUCGCCGAUGAGGCGCUUCAGAGGCCUGAUUUCACAAAGAAACGAUCUAGUGCUUUGGGUCAAUAUCUUGUCGCACCGUUCCUGGCGACUACCUCUCAUGGUGUUGUCUUUGGUGGCCCUUUGACUCCGGUCAACCCAGAACAGCCUGGAUCUGAGAGGACAGAGCCAGUACUGACGGGCGCCCUGGUGCGAUAUAAUAGCGAUGGCACCUUCGUCUAUGUCGGUCGACAGGAUACACAGAUCAAGAUCCGCGGCCAGCGACUAGAGCUUGCGGAGGCAAAUCACCGCCAGAUGGAGAUCCCGGAGGUCAAGCCAUGCCGGUAG
Messenger RNA from Penicillium concentricum, 378 nucleotides. RefSeq names its product AM-toxin synthetase. The transcript has 4 exons. Gene Ontology annotation, cellular component: cytoplasm. Gene Ontology annotation, molecular function: phosphopantetheine binding. The record is from RefSeq and is a predicted model, not a curated record. Lineage: Eukaryota; Fungi; Ascomycota; Eurotiomycetes; Eurotiales; Aspergillaceae. Gene Ontology annotation, biological process: amino acid activation for nonribosomal peptide biosynthetic process; secondary metabolite biosynthetic process. Bases 1 to 378 code for a protein of 125 amino acids.